Messenger RNA from Hymenoscyphus albidus, 989 nucleotides. Lineage: Eukaryota; Fungi; Ascomycota; Leotiomycetes; Helotiales; Helotiaceae. The record is from the annotation of a GenBank genome assembly.
GAAAGUGUUACCAUGUCAUAUUGCUACUAUGUAAAGCUCGGGUAAGAAAUAUUAUGGGACCAAGCAUCAUGAAUAACGGAAAAUAUCUCAUUUCAUCUCUCCAAAGCACUAUAUAAUUUCCAUCCUCCUCCCAACAACGCAUCCUCAUCAUCAUCCAUCUUCACAAUCACCUCUAUCCAACAUCUUCACACUUCCCCCCAACCAACUCAACCACCCCAAACCACAAAAAUGCAGUUCGUAGCAGCCCUCACCGUCUUCCUCACUACGGCCCUCGCCGCCCCUUCACCCCUCGCUCCCUCCCCCGAGGUCGCAGCUCUCCCCCCAAUGGCUCCAGAAGCACUCGCUCGCUUCAGCGCCAAGCAAGUGACUUCCGCCAACAUCUCUUCCGAGGCCGUCGCCGUCGUUGGCAAGCGUGCCAUUACGCAUUUGUACUAUUGCCAGAAUGCAGGCUUCGUGCAACCAUGUGACAACUUUGAAGCCCGAACUGGAACUUGUUGUAAGUAUCAAAUUCCGAUUGUGAUGGGGAAGAGAGGAGGAUGAAGAAGAGAGCAUGAAAGCUGAUUUUUGGACUGAAUAGAUAACUUCAUUAACGGAUGGAAUGAUGUUGUUUCCUCUGCCGGUCCUGAUGCUGGGACGACUUGCACUUUGUACUGGUAUGUCACUCUUCUCACUAUCCCAUUACCCUCCCCUUCUCUACCUCCCCACCUCUAUCUUCCUCAAACUAAUGAUCUUUACUUGUAGGGACUCCGGCUGCCGUGGUCGUAGCGUCUCCUUCGUCAACCCUGGAAUCUCCAACUUGGUCGAUGUUGGAUUCAACGACCAGGCCAGCUCUUGGAGAUGCUCUUAGACGACACCAUGGUGUUUACCCCCACUCUCUAAAAGGAUUACAAAGGGAACAUUGUGAUAGAGAAUAUAUGAUAGAUGGGUCGUAAGGUGAUGGAGGAGAGAGAUGACAUAUAUGCGAUGAAGUGGAGACUGUCAUUACUGCC